Molecule: messenger RNA, 561 nt
Organism: Hyaloscypha bicolor E
Lineage: Eukaryota; Fungi; Ascomycota; Leotiomycetes; Helotiales; Hyaloscyphaceae
Exons: 2
Coding region: 1-561 (186 amino acids)
Source: RefSeq, a predicted model, not a curated record
AUGCCAGGCCCAGCAUUCGGAGCUCUUGGAGCAUCUUUCACCGUUACCCGUGCUAUGCAAGCCAUAUGCCUCAUCUCUAUCAUCGGCAUGACCGCAAACUUCAUCGCAGAGAUGGUAGCAUCCAAUCAAUCACCACCUCGCGUGCUGAUCGGGACACUCUCCGUCACCUGCAUAGCUGUCCUCUAUAUAACAAUCUCCUACAUCCUCUAUUUCGACUCCCUGCUCCCAUUCCUGGUUUCCACCGGUCUGGACUCCGCGAUCCUAAUUGCCGUAAUCGUCGUUGCUGUCACAGUCGGUAAACCUCUCUCGUACCUCGACUGUGCCGCUCUCCCCUCUUCUGGCGCUACCUCAUCAUUCCUCGACUCCGUAGGCAUCAAUAUGUCUAAGGUUAACUAUUGGGUCUGGGCUGGUGCCAGUAAGACGACGUGUUACGAGAUGAAGGCCAUCUGGGGCCUGAGCAUUGCGCUUUGUAUUCUGUUUGCUUUUAGUGGGGUGAUUAGUGUUUGUCUUUGGAGGAGACAACAGAUGUUUGCGCCGGGGAAGGAUGUGGAGGAUAACUGA